Messenger RNA from Lodderomyces beijingensis, 2268 nucleotides. The record is from the annotation of a GenBank genome assembly. Lineage: Eukaryota; Fungi; Ascomycota; Pichiomycetes; Serinales; Debaryomycetaceae.
AUGAAUACAAAGUCGCUAAAUAAAAACUUUUACAAGGUCAAUAGCUUGGUGGAGAGGAAGCUCCGCAAGUUUCUAUCGGGGCCCAAAAAGGGAGAAACUUUUGAAUUGAAAAAUGGGUUGGUGUCGCAAUACAAGCAUGAACGGAAAGAUGCCAUUCAAAGAGUGAUCCAGGCCAUGACAGUGGGCAAAGACGUCUCGUCGUUGUUCCCGGAUGUCUUGAAGAAUAUAGCAACGUAUGACUUGGAACAGAAGAAGUUGGUUUACUUGUACUUGAUGAACUACGCCAAAACCCAUCCUGAGUUGUGCAUCUUGGCAGUCAAUACGUUUGUUCAGGACACCGAGGACCCCAACCCUUUGGUCAGAGCCUUGGCGAUCAGAACCAUGGGGUGCAUUCGGGUGGCCAAGAUGGUGGACUACAUGGAAAUACCAUUGGCCAGAACUUUGAAGGAUGAAAACCCCUAUGUUCGGAAAACAGCAGCUAUAUGUGUCGCCAAGUUGUUUGAUCUCAACCCGGAACUUUGCGUCGAAUUUGGCUUCUUGGACGAUUUGAAAAAGCUCAUGUCCGAUGCCAACCCCAUGGUUGUUGCAAAUUCCAUAAAUGCCUUGUACGAAAUUCGAGACUUGAACGAUGACCCGAAUUUGACAAUUUUGGAACUCAAUGGCGAAGUUAUUAGAAGCUUGUUGUUGUGUUUGAAUGAGUGCACGGAAUGGGGCCGAAUCACCAUCUUGACCACGUUGACUGAAUACGAUACCGCUGGAAAACCAGACGAGGCGAACCACAUUGUUGAAAGAGUGAUACCGCAGUUGCAGCAUGUUAAUCCUUCGGUUGUAUUGAGCUCCAUAAAGGCCAUCUUGUGCCACAUUGAAAAUAUCCCGGUAACAGCACAAAGACAAUCGGUUUUGAAGAAAUUAUCAGCACCUUUGGUCUCCUUGGUCAGCUCCUCGAUCCCCGAGGCGCAAUACGUCGGAUUGAAAAACAUUCGAAUCAUCUUGGAAAAAUACCCCAACAUCUUGUCCAAGGAAUUGAGAGUGUUUUUCAUCAAGUACUCCGAUCCGCUAUAUUUGAAGUUGGAGAAAUUGGAAAUCAUGGUGAGGCUCGCGAAUGAAAGCAAUUGCGAGUUGUUGUUGGGAGAGUUGAGGGAAUAUGCUAUGGAAUUUGAGCCUGCGUUAGUGGCAAAGGCAAUCAAGUCGAUUGGAGCAGUAGCGAUUAAACUUAGUGGCUCGGCGAUCAAGGCAGUUAACCUUUUAAACGACAUGAUUGACCAAAGAGGAGGAGAUUUGAUUGUAAACGAAUCGGUUAUCCAAUUGAUCAAUGUUUUGCGGAGAUACCCAGGAAAGGGCGACAUUGCGUCAUUGAUUAUACCGAUAAUCUCCAGCCGCGCUACGGAGUUGGACAAUAAUGAUGCCUUGGCUGGAUUCGUGUGGGUGUUGGGACAGUACCCCAAAUACUUUACUAAUUUGCAUGAGAAGCUACAAUCUUUAAUCAAUGGGUUCUUGGACUAUGACUCGCUUUUGCAAUUGAACAUCUUGACCACCAUUGUCAAGAUUAAUCUUGAGAUGCCGGGUAAACAAUAUGCUCCCUUGCUUCAGAAAAUCUUGGAACUUGCCACAAAGGAGUGUGAGAAUGCCGAUGUUAGAGACAAGGCCUACAUCUACUGGAGAUUGCUUUCGUCAUCCACCUCGGAGUCAUUGCAGAAGAAGAUUAUUUUGACAAAACUCCCGCCGAUCGAAUCCACCAUCUCCAGUUUCAAUCCGCAACUCUUGGAGACCUUGAUGCGGGAAUUGUCAACAUUGUCAUCCGUCUACUACAAACCAGCCAAAAACUUUAUCGAUCCAAAAGCAUAUAAACGGGUCCCUAUUGGUAAAAAGAAAGGUGAGAUGGAUGAGCUCACUACGGCUGCAAAGCAAGAAAUCAUCGACAGCAGCUCGAGAAACGAAGACUUGUUGAACUUUGACGAUGAUGAAGAUGAGGAAGAGAAUGGAUUCAGUUUGGACAGUGGGUCAGGCUCAAAGAGCGACGGCGGAGUCAAUGACUUGUUGAGUGAUUUGAAUGACUUGUUUAGUACACCUGUUGGAAACUCGAGUAAACCCGCCUCGACCAAUAUCGACAUUUUGGAACUUUUCAACAGCGCACCGAAACAGCCGUCCAACAAUACCAACAACAGCAGCAACACCACCACCGCCACCGCCAACAACAACACUAACCCCAAUGGUAACAACGGCAACAACCAAAAGAGCACAAGCAAUGAUCUAUUAGAUUUGUUUUAA